AUGGUAGUGUAUUAUAAAGAUAGAAUAUAUAAAAAUGUCAAUUUAUUAUUACAAAGACUUGAAAAGAGUACUGAUACAUUUUCUGAAAAUGAUAAAAUUGAAAAAGAAUUACAAAAUUUAAAUGAAGAAUUAGAAGUUUUUAA
This is a messenger RNA of Funneliformis caledonium, 143 nucleotides long. The record is from the annotation of a GenBank genome assembly. NCBI's taxonomy places the organism in Eukaryota, Fungi, Glomeromycota, Glomeromycetes, Glomerales, Glomeraceae.